Ixodes scapularis (black-legged tick) is the source of this 543-nucleotide messenger RNA. RefSeq names its product 60S ribosomal protein L27 (gene RpL27). Bases 103 to 513 code for a protein of 136 amino acids. Gene Ontology annotation, molecular function: structural constituent of ribosome. Gene Ontology annotation, cellular component: cytosolic large ribosomal subunit; ribosome. Gene Ontology annotation, biological process: translation. The record is from RefSeq and is a predicted model, not a curated record. The transcript is spliced from 5 exons. NCBI's taxonomy places the organism in Eukaryota, Metazoa, Arthropoda, Arachnida, Ixodida, Ixodidae.
AGCAACUCCAUUACUCUCGUUAGUUCUCGUACCACACGAGAAUCCCGCGAGACGUCUCUUCGACCACAGAUCUCCGGGAGGGGACACGGCCAAAUAAACAAAAUGGGGAAGAUUAUGCGACCCAACAAGGUGGUGCUGAUCCUCAGCGGCAAGUACGCGGGGAGAAAAGCCGUCAUCGUCAAAAACAACGACGAGGGGACGCCUGACAAGCAGUACGGUCACGCGCUGGUAGCCGGCAUCGACCGGUAUCCCCGCAAGGUGACUCGCAAAAUGGGCAAGAAGAAGAUUACCAAGCACAACAAAAUCAAGCCUUUCCUCAAGGUGUACAACUACAACCACCUCAUGCCCACGCGCUACAUGGUCGAGAUCCAGUUUGACAAGUCUGUGGUGAACAAGGAGACCUGGAAGGACCCGGCCAAGCGGCGCAAGUCCAGGCGCGAGGUCAAGGCCAAGUUUGAGGAGAGGUACAAGACCAGGAAGAACCCCUGGUUUUUCCAGAAGCUGCGCUUCUAAGUGCCCAAUAAAAGUGUACAUUUUCCUGCA